AUGGCCUUAGAAAUGCGAAAUCACCGGCGCGUAUUUAAAGGCAAUCAUCGACUCCAGUCGAACACAGUUGAUUUGAGCUUGCGAAAGAUGUGCAGCACCGGACAAUGCACUCGUCUCGGCGCCGACCCAAACGUCGUCUACCCCGUCAAAGCUACAACCUGCUGCAAGACGCGCUAUACCGUCUUAAGACCAGAGUACUACGAAUGCACGCGUUGCUACGAGACUUGCACACCGUGCAACGUGCCAUGCGCUCCAAAUAACUCUCCGUGCGCGACUGCUUGCGGACCGCAGAUGUGCUGCGCCGGUGGCGGCGGUGGUGGUCCAGUCGGUGGUGGUGGCUGCUGCCGCUAA
Messenger RNA from Mesocestoides corti, 351 nucleotides. The record is from the annotation of a GenBank genome assembly. NCBI's taxonomy places the organism in Eukaryota, Metazoa, Platyhelminthes, Cestoda, Cyclophyllidea, Mesocestoididae.